Messenger RNA from Meloidogyne enterolobii, 850 nucleotides. The record is from the annotation of a GenBank genome assembly. NCBI's taxonomy places the organism in Eukaryota, Metazoa, Nematoda, Chromadorea, Rhabditida, Meloidogynidae.
UUUUUAAACCGCGUACUUUUAGACAUAAAUGGAUGAUACAACAUUUUUCUUAUCAGUUUAUAUUUUUACUUUUUUCUUACCCCAUUUCCUUACAUUUUCCUGUCAAUAUAUCGGUAUUUCUUUUGCAUUUUUAUUUUAUUAAAUGCUAUUUGCAAUUAAGUAUAUUUAUUCACUUUUUGAUUGCUCAAAUAAGUACUCGGCUAAAUAACUUUUGUGGGAGGAAUCCUGCAAGGUUAAUCCUACAAUCCCACGGAAUCACUCCCGCAUCCCCCCAUUUUCUUUUGGUGUUCUCUUGGAAAAAAGAGUACGGAUGUGCGGAAUCCAUCGAGGAAUCACAUUCCGUGCCGAGGAAUCCCGUUGGAAAAAAGAACGAGUGUGCGGAAUCCAUCGAGUAACCCCAUUUGUGCCAAGGAAUCACACUAAUUCAACUUCAAUUUUUUUAAUCUUUCAGAGAAUUUUCUUGACUAUUUUUUAUUAAUUUUUUUCUCAAAAAAAUUUUGUUGCCUUGUAAUCUUUAAUGUCAUCAGACACUUCUUUGUUACAUUUACUCAGCAAAUUUUGUUGUUGUAAAGACAAUGGGAAUGAUCGAGAACGUCUUGUAAAUAACAGAGGAGCAGUUAUUGAAGAUGCCUAUCACAUACCUAACGGGAAUGGAAGUGGAACAGUGACAGACUACGUGACAAAUAGUCUACGACCUUUUGCUUCUGACAGAAAUAUGAAUAUAGCUCCCGAAUUGCAAACGGCACGCAGUCGGGAGGAAGAAGAGGAGGAAUUAAUGAAUAGAAUUUUGGAUAGAACACAGCAGGUUUUUUUUAUUUUUCUGUUGAUUAGAAUUUGGGGGUACUUGUAA